Messenger RNA from Myzus persicae (green peach aphid), 1974 nucleotides. RefSeq lists its product as uncharacterized. Lineage: Eukaryota; Metazoa; Arthropoda; Insecta; Hemiptera; Aphididae. The record is from RefSeq and is a predicted model, not a curated record. Gene Ontology annotation, molecular function: protein dimerization activity. The coding region runs from base 1 to 1974 and encodes 657 amino acids. The transcript has 5 exons.
AUGUAUCCAGUGACAGACGUGGUAGUCAUGUUGUUGGAGACGCCGUUUCGACGUUGGAAUUCUGAUACUAAAAAUGAUCUACUAAAAGUUGGUAAGCCUAUUCCGAUUUUGUCAGCCUUGGCUCCUGACAAGAAACUAAGUAAGGUAUUCUGUAGGUCAUUUAAUCCAAAUUUAUAUCAAAAACACUCUUGGUUAUGUGGAAGUCAUUAUAUACAAAAAUUAUUUUGUUGGCCAUGUUUGUUGUUGGGUAAAAUGAAGUCUGUGUGGAAUACUACUGGGUAUUAUGAUUUAAAAAAUUUAUCUAGGGGUAUACAAAUACAUCAAUCAUCAAAAGAACAUAUUCAUAAUCAUUUAGGAUUAAAAAACCUAGAAAAAAAUUGUUUUACUAUACUAGAUGUUGUUAAUGAACAUGGUAAUUUGUUUAAAAAAAAUUAUAAUGAAAAUGUGAGAUUGAAUCGUUUAUUUAUGAAGUACUUAAUCGAUUUGGUUUUAUUUUUGGGAAAACAAGAGUUGGCAUUUAGAGGUCAUGAUGAAAGCAGUGAUUCAUUAAAUAAAGGGAAUUUUAGAGAGUUAUUUGAUAUGCAUAUUAUUUGGUGCUCUCAAGAAAUACAAAAUCAUUAUAAUAGUAUAAAAAACAUAUUCUCAGAUAAAUCUGAAUUGGUUGAGCGUUUCUUGGGUUUUCAUAAUGUUAGUGAAGACCGCACGGCUGAAGGUUUAUUUAAUUUGGUUAAUUCUGUUUUACAUGAGUUUGAUAUAAAAAAUAAAUUAGUUGGACAAUGUUAUGAUGGGGCAUGUGUAAUGUCUGGGCAUUUAACAGGUUUACAGGCUAGAGUUAAGGAAGUUGCACCUAAUGCUUUAUUUACACACUGCCUAGCUCACAGAUUAAAUUUGGUACUGCAACAUGGUUGUAGUAUAAAUGCUAAAUGUCGUAUAUUUUUUGCUAACCUCACUGGUAUUGCUGCUUAUUUUCACAAUUCCACUUCGCGUACUAAUUUUGUAGAUACUAUUGUGGGGAAAAGAAUUCCUCAAUUUGUUCAAACAAGAUGGUCCUCACGGUCAAAAAUUUUACACACAAUAGUUAAUGAGUGGCCUGGGUUUAUAAAUGUUUUUGACUGUAUUAGCAAAGAUCCAAAAUCGUCACCUGAAUCUAUUUGUGGUGCUAUUGGUCAUUUAAAAAAUUUAAAAACUUUUGAAUUUGCUUUCUUAUCACUGAUAUUUACGGUUACUCUUACAAAACCUCCAAAAGCUACAAGAAAUGAAUCUAAUAAUCAAUCAAGUUUUAAAAUAUUGUUUUAUGAAAUAAUUGAUAAUAUUCUAAUGCAAUUAAAUACCAGAUUUCAAGAUACAAAUAAAUUACUUUUUUUACAGUUAGCUGAUGUAACUAAAUUUAAAGAAUAUUCAAAUAGAUUUCCUGUUUUGUAUAGUGAUGUAAAAUAUCAAAAUUUAUUACACAUCUAUGACAUGGUUAAAAUUAUUGAACAAGAUGCAUUGAAAGACAUUUUACCUGAAUCUUAUAAAUUAUUUAUUCUUAUUUUAACCAUACCAUCAACUAGUGUAUCAAAUGAAAGAAGUUUCUCUUGCCUCAAAAGAAUUAAAACCUGUUCUCGAAAUAGUAUUUCACAAGGCAGUGACGUGCAACGGAAAUACCAACACGCCCGACUCCGACACGACACUGGCCAACCACCGAUCACCGCCGUGGAGGCAGUGCCACUGUUAUCCGUGCACUCGCUGUCCACCGCCGUCCACCCGUUGUCCACCACCGCCUACCUGCCGCCCACCGCUCACCCGCUAUCCACCGUUCACCCGCUGUCCACCGUCCACUCGCUGUCCACCGUCCACUCGCUGUCCACCGUUCACUCGCGGUACGCCGCCACCUACCCGCUAUCAACCUCCGCCAACCCGCUGCCCGUCUCUGCCAACCCGUUGUCCACAGCCGCUGACGUGCACGUGGGUAUCGCAGUAUCCGUUCGCUAG